CAGAGGGUGAGUCGGCGGCGAAGGCGACCGCUUUCUUGCGGCACGAUGCCGUCCCUGCUGGUCCUCACUUUCUCCGCGUGCGUCCUGCUCGGCUGGGCGUUGCUGGCUGGCGGCACGGGUGGCGGCGGGGGCACGGGCCCAGGCAGCGGGCGCCGGGAAAGAGAGGCGCUGCCUCCUCAGAAGAUCGAGGUGCUGGUGCUGUUGCCCCAGGACGACUCGUACUUGUUCUCACUGGCUCGGGUGCGGCCGGCCAUCGAGUAUGCCCUGCGCAGCGUGGAGGGCAACGGGACCGGGAGACGGCUUCUGCCGCCCGGCACUAGCUUCCAGGUGGCCUACGAGGACUCGGAUUGCGGUAACCGCGCACUCUUCAGUCUAGUGGACCGCGUUGCGGCUGCACGAGGCGCCAAGCCCGACCUCAUCUUGGGACCUGUUUGCGAGUACGCUGCAGCACCGGUGGCCCGACUUGCGUCGCACUGGGAUCUGCCCAUGUUGUCGGCCGGAGCACUGGCCGCGGGCUUCCAACGCAAGGAAACUGAAUACUCGCACCUCACGCGCGUGGCGCCUGCCUACGCCAAAAUGGGCGAGAUGAUGCUAGCCUUGUUCCGCCACCACCACUGGAGCCGCGCUGCGCUCGUCUACAGCGAUGACAAACUGGAACGGAACUGUUACUUUACCCUCGAGGGUGUUCACGAGGUUUUCCAGGAGGAGGGUUUGCAUACGUCUGCCUACAAUUUCGACGAAACCAAAGAUUUGGACCUGGACGACAUCGUGCGCUACAUCCAGGCCAGUGAGCGAGUGGUGAUCAUGUGUGCGAGCGGUGACACCAUCCGGAAUAUCAUGCUGGCAGCACACAGACAUGGCAUGACCAGUGGAGACUACGCUUUCUUCAACAUUGAACUCUUCAACAGUUCUUCCUAUGGAGAUGGCUCAUGGAAGAGAGGAGACAAACACGACUUUGAGGCUAAGCAAGCAUACUCAUCCCUCCAAACAGUCACUCUACUGAGGACCGUGAAACCUGAGUUUGAGAAGUUUUCCAUGGAGGUGAAAAGUUCUGUUGAGAAACAAGGGCUCAAUGAGGAGGAUUACGUGAACAUGUUCGUUGAAGGAUUCCAUGAUGCCAUCCUCCUCUAUGUCCUGGCUUUACAUGAAGUACUCAGAGCUGGUUAUAGCAAGAAGGAUGGUGGGAAGAUUAUCCAGCAGACCUGGAACAGAACAUUUGAAGGUAUUGCUGGGCAGGUCUCCAUAGAUGCCAAUGGAGAUCGGUACGGGGACUUCUCUGUGAUUGCCAUGACGGACGUCGAAGCAGGGACCCAGGAGGUUAUUGGCGACUACUUUGGAAAAGAGGGUCGUUUUGAAAUGCGUCCUAAUGUUAAAUAUCCUUGGGGCCCUUUGAAACUGCGAAUAGAUGAAACCAGAACUGUGGAGCAUAGCAAUGGCCCUCCUUGCAAAUCGUGUGGCCUAGAAGAAUCAGCAGUGACUGGAAUUGUUGUGGGGGCCCUUCUUGGAGCUGGUUUGCUAAUGGCCUUCUACUUUUUCAGGAAGAAAUACAGAAUAACCAUUGAGAGGCGAAACCAGCAAGAAGAAAGUAACAUUGGAAAACAUCGAGAGUUGCGGGAAGAUUCCAUCAGAUCCCAUUUUUCAGUGGCUUAAAAGAAGCCUUCCUCCCCGCCCACCCCCUCUGCUUGAGAUUCUUAAGCUGGGAUGAAAGACAUCCAUGGAACAGAAGGGGUGUUCUUGAAGAAUUCAUUCUUUUAAGCAGUUAGUCAUUUUGUCUUAAAAUUUCUUUAGAAGCUCAGGAACUAUUAUUAAUCACCAUUGGCCUCCUAGCCUUUCAUCUCAUGACAAAGAAAUAUAAGGAUAUAACGUCACUCUGUUAAAUGUUCAUACUGCUUGGAGGGCAUAGAAUUAGACUUGUGUUUUUACAACCUGCUGUCUCCAUAUCUGGAUGGUUUCUGGGGACAUUUCACACAAGGAUAUAAAAAUGUGGUUUUCUUAAAUGAACUGUUUUGUAGCUAGAAUAAAAUCAUUUUUAUAAGUAGAAUAUUCUUGGAAAGAAUUUAACACCCAAUGAGAGGAAACUGUAAUGAAAAAAAUUCGAGGUUGGAAAUACAGUGUCCGUCUCUCUGGAGCUGGAGGACAGGUUGUGGUGGAGCAGGGCUCUGUCUAACGUCUACAUUCAGGUCUGACUUCAUAUCUCGAGAAAGGAUCCUCCCUGUCUCUCUCAGUGUCUCAUAAAAGCUACUCUGGAAAGUUGUAAAUAUUAGUGAGGUAGGAGGGUUUUUACAAGAAAAGCAAGUCUGAAAUGUUUCUUUCUUUUUUAUGUAAAAAAACCUAUUUCACACUAACAUUUUAUUUUUAAGUAUUUUAAUCUUAUAUUUUGGUAUUAGAAAAAUGUGUCUAUUUUUUCAUUUUGAAGAUUAAAUUUCACUUAUAUUUUAA
This is a messenger RNA of Marmota flaviventris (yellow-bellied marmot), 2439 nucleotides long. It is a transcript of the gene Npr3, whose product is annotated as natriuretic peptide receptor 3. Gene Ontology annotation, molecular function: peptide hormone binding; natriuretic peptide receptor activity. Gene Ontology annotation, biological process: signal transduction. NCBI's taxonomy places the organism in Eukaryota, Metazoa, Chordata, Mammalia, Rodentia, Sciuridae. Gene Ontology annotation, cellular component: membrane. The record is from RefSeq and is a predicted model, not a curated record.